This is a messenger RNA of Caenorhabditis bovis, 1032 nucleotides long. Lineage: Eukaryota; Metazoa; Nematoda; Chromadorea; Rhabditida; Rhabditidae. The record is from the annotation of a GenBank genome assembly.
AUGUCACAGACGACUUCCGACGCUCAAAAUGCACAAGCGACACUGGUCAAAACCGAAGACGGAGCACUUAAGCCGACUGCACAGGUGACACCCGUGAAAACGGUCGAAAGGCCUGCGGAUUGGCCCAAUUAUCAGCCGAUUCGCUCGCUUGAAGGCCACACCAAAUCGGUGUCAUCGGUAAAAUUCUCGCCGUGCGGCAAAUUUCUCGCGACAGCAUCGGCUGACAAAACAAUUCGCAUUUGGCACGUCGAAGACGCCCGAUGCGAACGACAACUCGUCGGCCACAAACUUGGAAUCAACGACAUCUCCUGGAGCGCUGACAGCAAAUUCAUCGUGUCCGCGUCCGACGACAAAACGCUCAAAAUAUUCGAUGCCUCAUCGGGAAAAGUUUUGAAAACUCUCAAAGGUCACUCAAAUUAUGCAUUCUGCUGCAAUUUCAACCCACAAUCAUCUCUCGUCGUCUCAGGCUCAUUCGAUGAGUCGGUCCGAAUUUGGGAUGUAAAAACUGGUGUAUGUAUAAAAACUCUCCCGGCUCACUCCGAUCCAGUUUCUGCGGUUUCAUUCAACAGAGAUGGAGCUCUCAUUUGCUCCGGCUCCUACGACGGCCUCGUCCGCAUUUGGGACACCGCCAACGGCCAAUGCAUCAAGACGCUCGUCGACGAGGACAAUCCGCCGGUGGCGUUUGUGAAGUUCUCGCCAAACGGAAAGUACAUUCUCGCCUCAAAUCUCGACAGCACACUCAAAUUGUGGGAUUUCCAAAAGGGCAAAUGUCUCAAACAGUACUCGGGCCAUGAGAACACCAAGUAUUGCAUCUUCGCGAAUUUCUCAGUUACCGGAGGAAAAUGGAUAAUCAGCGGCUCGGAGAACAAGAAAAUCUUCAUUUGGAAUUUGCAAACGAAAGAAGUUGUUCAGCAAUUGGAAGGACACGAUUCCUGUGUUCUCGCCACCGACUGUCAUCCAUCGGAGAAUAUCAUCGCUUCAGGUGGACUCGAGCCAGACACCGUCGUCCGACUUUGGAAAUCCGAUGUUUAA